AUUUAACCACACCCCCGUUAUUAUGGCCUCAGGACGAGAAUUAUGCUAUGUACUAUUAACUGGAGUUUGUCUUUGUUACGUAAUGACAUUCAUUAUAUUAGCUCGUCCAACUGUUAUUCGCUGUGCAUUGUUGCGAGUUGGUCUGGGCUUGUGCCUAAGUCUUUGCUACAGUGCUAUUUUCGUAAAAACCAACCGAAUCUCAAGAAUAUUCAAUUGUGGUGUCAAAGCGGUGUCAAGGCCCAUUUAUACAUCACCAAUAUCACAAAUAGCAAUUUGUCUGUGUAUUGUAAGUGUUCAGUUGGUGGGAACGGCUGGUUGGUUAAUGUAUGAGGUUCCUGACGUCAAGGAAAUUCAUCCGCAGCCUUUAACCGCUGUGCUCACGUGCAAGGUGUCAACGUUUUCAUUGAUUAUGUCACUUGUUUAUAAUAUGGUUCUGAUUUUGCUGUGUACACUGUAUGCAUUCAAAACAAGAAAAAUUCCGGAAAACUUCAAUGAAGCUAAAUAUAUUGGCUUUACAAUGUAUUCGACAUGUAUAGUGUGGUUGGCAUUUUUGCCCAUUUAUUUCGGAACGAAUAACGAUUACAAGAUUCAAGUCUCCAGCAUAUGUAUGUGCUUAAGUAUAAGUGCAACGGUAUCGUUGACGUGCUUGUUCUUACCGAAGGUGUACUUGGUUCUGUUCCAGCCGUAUAAAAAUGUUCGAAAUGCUACCGGUGGCCUAAGUGUUAAUCGGUUAGCAGCUACGGACCCAAACCGCCCACCACAUAAUAUGCGAUUCUCAGGAACUCGUAGCCAAACUUUUCACUCAAUGACAUCAUCAGCCAUUACAAAAUCUGGAUCAAGUUCACGACUUAGUCACAGAGUUGUAAACAAUACAGUUGGUGAUGACGCCGUCGAUAUUUCUGUUCAAACCGACCUGGAAAACCAGCCUCAAUUAAUAAAAACAGAGCCGCAAGGUAAUACCCAAUCAACUCAAUUGACAAUAUCUGCUGUGAUUGAUUCUGCAGAAGAAAUGCCGUGCUGUAGUCGUAUGUUAAAUGAAACCAAUCAUCAACCAUAUGUAGAAACAAAUGGCCAUGAAUUCAUUAAAACCACCGAUAAUAACGCUCAUAAUACCGAAACCUUGGAAAGUAUUAGCCGUGUAAGUAGUAGUAGUAGCGUACACAACCAAAACAGAAAAUCGUCGAUAAAUCUAGAAUCUGGAAUCAUUGGAAAAAUUGACUAUAAGGAAUUGACUUCAAGAAAAACAAAUUAAAGCACAUUAUGUGAACGAAAAAUACUUACCAUAUUUCUUAGAUCUCGAAAAAAUAAGAUUUCUAUUAAUCGCAAAGAUUAAUUACUACAAUUAAGCAUUGUAGAUGAAGUGCUUUGUAAUUUGAAAAUGAGUUGGCGAAAAAGUGAGUCUUCUGUCAAACUCAAAUGUGCAUUUUAAUUCGAGUAAAAGGGGCAACUGUAUAGAACUUAUAACUUAACUUCACCAACACCGUUUUCUACGUGAAAAUAAAAAGAAACGAAAUGGAAUAAAAACAUUAAGUUUCAAAAAAUCAUACUAGAACACAUCAAAGCAAUUGCUGGAGGUAUUGAAUAAAAAAGACGUCUAUUUGCAAACAUAUCAGAGAAAAGUAAUUCCAUCUUACCACAACCACCACCACCCUAAUUUGGCAGUACCAUAAUUUGUUGUCAUCACGACAAAGAAAAAAGACGAAGAGCCUUUAUA
Contarinia nasturtii (swede midge) is the source of this 1714-nucleotide messenger RNA. RefSeq names its product metabotropic glutamate receptor 2-like. Gene Ontology annotation, molecular function: adenylate cyclase inhibiting G protein-coupled glutamate receptor activity. Gene Ontology annotation, biological process: G protein-coupled glutamate receptor signaling pathway; regulation of synaptic transmission, glutamatergic. The annotation marks the transcript as partial. The transcript has 6 exons. Lineage: Eukaryota; Metazoa; Arthropoda; Insecta; Diptera; Cecidomyiidae. The record is from RefSeq and is a predicted model, not a curated record. Gene Ontology annotation, cellular component: membrane.